AUGGUCGAGAGCCAUGGUGCCCCGGCCAAGGUCGUCAAUAGCAGCCUUGGUCGUCUCAACCUUGAUGUGCGAUUCCUUGUACUUGGCCUUGGCGCCCUUGAGGUCAAGAUCGUAUUCUUCUUGCAGCCGGUUCAGCUGGUCGUCCUUCGACGCCACGUUGCCCAUCAACCGUUCCCGCUCCGCCGUCAACAGGCCUCGUUGAUCUUCGAGGAUGCGCGCCUCGAGGCUGAGACGCUGGUAGUCUUCCUCGGCUUUGCGGGAUUUGAGCUCCUCAAUCUCCUGUUGAAGCGCGACACGCUCGCGGAGGUUCUUGCGGGCAGAGCGUGCGGUGGCCAUCUCGGGCUCGAGGGCUUCCAGAUCAUUGUCAGCAGUCUGAACCGACUCGCGAAGCUGCGCUUGUUCCUCCUUGAACCGACGAAUUUGGUCUUGAAGACUCUUCUUCCGCUCAAGUUGCUGGGCCGCAGUGGCUAUCUUGUGUCUCAACUCAAGCCUCUCCACCUCGAGCUGCGAAGCGAAAUCCUUGAGUCGCUGUCUCUCGACAGUGAGCUUGUUGAGUCUGGCCUGGGCGACACGAGUCUGCUCCGCACAGGUGGUCUGCUCCUCGUUGAUUUCGUCCGGACUGCGAGUGGUCACGCUUGA
This is a messenger RNA of Podospora bellae-mahoneyi, 639 nucleotides long. RefSeq lists its product as uncharacterized. The transcript is spliced from 2 exons. The coding region runs from base 1 to 639 and encodes 212 amino acids. The record is from RefSeq and is a predicted model, not a curated record. NCBI's taxonomy places the organism in Eukaryota, Fungi, Ascomycota, Sordariomycetes, Sordariales, Podosporaceae.